Messenger RNA from Tribolium madens (black flour beetle), 3447 nucleotides. RefSeq lists its product as uncharacterized. Gene Ontology annotation, cellular component: phagophore assembly site. Gene Ontology annotation, biological process: macroautophagy. The record is from RefSeq and is a predicted model, not a curated record. The coding region runs from base 196 to 3183 and encodes 995 amino acids. Lineage: Eukaryota; Metazoa; Arthropoda; Insecta; Coleoptera; Tenebrionidae. Gene Ontology annotation, molecular function: ubiquitin binding. The transcript is spliced from 8 exons.
GUAAUUGCUGUAAUGUUAUGACAGGUCAUUGUUUUUUUUUCACUCACAUCUACAACAUUUGGCAAGAGAUUCGUGUUUGCAAACAUUAGUUUUGGAAAAAGAUUGAUAGUGCGGUUUGUUGCAAGACAGGAAGCAGAAUUCAUCGUUUGCUAAUUUCCGGCAAUCAAAAGCAAAUUCAUCGGUUUUUAUAUAGAUAUGGGCACCCGAAAGAAGGCAUCCGAACUUGUUUUUAAUUUGCAAUGGAGAAGUAAACCCGACAAUGGAGGCGACAAGUCCAACGUUAUUGGAAUGUAUGACACCCCAACAACAACCUCGAACUUCGAAAUGUUUAAAUCGUACUUGCUGAAGAAUUCCGGGGUCGCUGGCAACGAUGUGAAAGUUACUUAUAUCACCGACAACGGGCAGGAAUGGGUGAUUGACUCUCAGGAAUGGUUUGAACUAGCUUUGAGUGCAUUUCGUUUGAAAGCUAGAUUGGGGGAGGUAAUUUUUCUCAAGCUUGACAAGAUAUUCAGCUCAAAACAUCUGCCGAGGAAAGAUUCCAAUGAUGUGGAAACGCAAUUCGAUAUGGAUUCAAUGGACAACAGUAUGAUUGCACCCCCAGAGUGGUUUGUCACCUACAUGAAACAGUUUAAACGAGAUGUUGUGGAAGAAGUAACUUUUGCGGUCACGUCCAAUAUAAUUGCUAAUAAAGACAAGGAAGUUCCUGUUGCAACACCUGCGUCUUCAAAGAGAAAUAAGCCCGAAUUUACUAAAAGAUCUAGAAAGCAUGGAGAGAAUCCUAUUGAUAAAGAACUUUUUAAGACUUUAAAAUUUGACAUGAAAUUGGAAAAUAAAUUGGACAAAUUGGAUGCGAAAACAAAGAAAAUCAAGGAAAAGAAGCAAGCAUUGAUUAAUAAAAUAAGCUGUGCUGAAGAUCGACAUGGGAGUGGUAAACGCUCUCAUUUUCUACUUGAUACUUCGUCUUUUAUGAAUGCUUCUCUUGUAAACGAAUGCAAUACUGGGGUCUAUGAACAUAUGUUGGGCGGUGAUGUUUAUCUUCAUACUUGGCAAGUUAUCAACAGUGGGAUGUUACCUUGGACUAGAAGUACCGAAUUGCGCUUGACUUGGGGAUCUACCGAGAUGGUACCGGCUAGUAAAACUAUUCGCUGCCCUCUCUUGCAACCAGGGGAAAAAGGCACAAUUUCUGUUCGAUUUGAAAUACCGAAGAAACCCGGCACUUACGAAAGCUACUGGAAUUUCUACGAUAAAGACGUCCGAUUUGGCAAAUCUUUGAGUUGCUGUGUUAUUGUCGACAGGCCUUUGUCUUCAAUUCUAAAUGUAGAAUCGCCAAAGAAACCUCUCGGAAAAGUCAUGUUUUGCAGUAGUGGAGCAGCCGAAGUGUCAAAACCAUUACCCGUGAAUGACAAUCACCAAAUGGAAGAAUCAGUUGAGAAAAUGUUCAAUAUUGCCGAAAAACAGCCAAUUUGCGUUCAAGUACCUAAGCAUGUUAAAGAAGUUGUUAUUUUUCCAGAAGAUUCAGAAAAUAAUAUAAAUGCGAGUAUAGAAAUCCCGGAAGGUGUCAAACGACUGGUCUACUACCCUAAUAGAAUUGAACCCGAGGAGAGUUCUCCUUUUUUUGAUUUAUCAAAGCUGACAAACUCAUUUAAAACAGAGACCCAAAAAUCGGCUGAUUUAGAAGAAAACAUGAAUGUGUCCAAAUUAGUUUAUUUCCCAAAUGAGUUUGCUGAAUUAGACAAGAAAAGUCCUUCUAAAGAGAACAUUGACGCUGUGAACAAAACACUAGCUCAAAUGCCAAUGGAAAAUGCCACGACUCUUGCAAACAGCGUUAUUGAUUUAAGUCGACGCAUUCAAAAUAUUAAAAUAGUUGGGACUUCUCAGCAAGAUUCUGAUUCGGAGUGGGAAAGCGUGUGGUCAUAUGGAAAAAUGAAAAAUAAGGACAAUCAAUCAACUGACUUUGAAGAUAAAGCAACAAACAAAUAUGGUAUUGCGGAGAAAGAUCUUAUUGUAGAUUUAUCUAAAAAGUCCAAAGAGUUUGAUAAAGUCGAAAAGGAUGAGGAAAAUGUGAACGUAAACGAUGAUAAAAACAAUAACAACGGAGCAGUGGAAAACAACAACUCAACAGGGGAGUCGAUUUCGGAAAUUGCCAGCGAGGCGUCUUCAGAUCUGAGCAGUGGCUAUGAUGUGGUGAAUGAUCCAGUGUGUGAAGAGAAGGAAGAAAAUUCAGGAUAUGUUUAUAUAACAUUCGACGGCAAUAAAUUGCCAGUUCCGAAACACAUUUUGCGUCCCGAUUUCCUUGUAAAUGCUGAAGAGGCCCCUGGACCUUUGAAUUCCGAAGAUGAAGAAAAAAUUGAUAAUGCCUCUCAACAAAAAAUUCCUGACGAUUCAAACUCUGUAAAAUUAGAACAAAUCCAUCCUAAGGAAGAGGUCACUGAACAGUGUGUCCAAGAAAAAUCUUUCAUGUCACAUUGCUCUGCUACCGGUAGUUGUUUCUCGGAUGUCACUUCCGGAAAAAGAUUGUUUAUUUUCCCCCAAAGCAAUCCAGGAUAUGAGGUUUUUUAUCCAUCACAACCAAAAAUGGAGUCUGAGAAAAUCGAGAAACCGGUCACUUUGAACAUCAAAGAUGAAACGAAAUAUACUUGGGCACAUCAAGCUCCAUGUUCUCAUUAUUUAAAAACGGAUCCGUAUGGACCGUUGGACCAAUCACAGGCUGGAUCCCUUCAUAAUCCAGCUGUUGGACACCCAACUUCUUCUCAUCCACAUCCAAUUCCCCAUCAUCAAAACAUGCAACAGUCGGAAAGGAAACAAUUUGAUUAUGGUUUGCAUCACCGACCAGCACCUAAACCCUCUGUUAAAGAAGAAACGCCAUCUGCUCCACCUCAACCACCACAAGCAGAAUAUACACCUCAAGUUCACAUACUGCCGGAGAAUUUGGUCAGCGGUGCUGUCAAUGUUGCCUCAUCUGCAAUCAACACGGCACGUUCUGUCAUUAACAUGAUUGUACCAAAAGCAGAACCUGGAAAAUGGGUGAAUGGCCAUUGGGUAACGGAGAAUCCUGAUUCAAUCCGUGCUAAGAAUCUGCUCAUUUUAGCUGAGAUGGGCUUUUGGGAUGCGGAUUUAAAUGCUACGCUUUUAGCGCGGUAUAAUGACGACUUAGCUAGAGUGAUAAGUGAACUUGUUCAAUAAAUACACUGUAUAUUUACGUCCUAUCUAAUAUGUUUUAUUCACAAACGCAUUUUACUAGUUAGUUUUGUAGUCUAGUUUUAAGGUAUUGAAAAGUAUUGGUGUUAUUGAAUGGAUUGGAUUACUAGUUUUAGGGAACAAAUAUUAAAGGUUCCGAAUUUAUUAUAUCUGAAAUGUAUUUUCAAUUAAUGAGAUUACUUUAGGUUGUAAUUUGUGUAACUAUUAUCAUGUUAGUGGUUUUCUUUUAAUAAAAUUUAAGUUUUUCCA